GGGUAUCUCCUCCUCCUGCUCUGGCGUCACGUUCUCUCCUCUACAAAGGCUACAUGGAGACACCGAAACGACCGGGCACGAACAGCUGAGGUCGUCUUGGUUGUCGGCGAUAAGGCGAAACGGAGGCGAAAUGAAGGUGUUCGGAUCACUUUUGAGGUCUGCGAGCAGGUUGGUUGCCCGGCAACAGUCACGGAGGACGAUGUGCUUGUCCGCAUCGCCCAAUAGAAAGUACGAUCCAGGCUUCGGCUUGCUGUUUGACAUCGAUGGGGUUUUGGUACGGGGAAGGACGCCCAUCCCGGCAGCCAAAAAUGCUUUUCACAAGCUGGUGGACUCUAAUGGCCAGUUCAUUGUUCCUGUGGUUUUUGUCACGAAUGCCGGGAACUGUCUGCGGCAAAAGAAAGCCGAUCAGCUGUCUCACAUACUGGGGGUUCCUAUAUCACAAGACCAAGUCAUGUUGUCUCACAGUCCUCUUAAAAUGUUCAGAAAAUAUCAUGACAAGUGUGUGCUGGUAUCAGGACAAGGCCCAGUGCUGGACAUUGCCAAAAACUUGGGCUUUACCCAAGUGGUCAGUAUUGAUAUGGUAAGAGAAUCGUUCCCCCUUCUGGACAUGGUGGACCAUAACCGACGACCAAAAGUGCCGUCCUCUCCUAUUCUGAAUCUCCCUAAAGUUGAAGCUGUGAUCCUCUUUGGAGAGCCAGUUAGGUGGGAGACCAACCUACAGCUAAUUAUCGAUGUCUUACUGACUGGUGGCAAUCUAAGUAACCUGUAUGAAACAUCCCACUCCUCCCACCUGCCUCUCUUAGCAUGUAACAUGGACCUUAUGUGGAUGGCAGAAGCCCAGGCUCCAAGAAUUGGUCACGGCACAUUCAUGGUAUGCCUGGAGAACAUCUACAAGAAGAUCACAGGCCAAGACUUAAAGUACGAGGCGCUCAUGGGAAAACCCAGCGAGCUGACUUAUCAUUAUGCUGAGUAUCUGAUCAGAACACAGGCUGAAGAGAGAGGCUGGAGAUUUCCAAUCACAUCACUCUACGCUGUGGGGGACAACCUCAUGACGGACAUCUACGGUGCUAAUCUUUACAACCGCUACCUCGAGGAACGGUUGGCCAGGAAGUGUGGCAAAGCCAUGCAACAAGCUCUGACCGGCACAGGAUCGUUGGUCCCUCAAGAUGAGGACAUGGACAACGACUGGGAGAGCGAGUUAGCGUCUCCUUCUGCCACAUCCUGCAAGUCCAUCCUGGUGUGUACAGGUGUGUAUAACCCCCACACGGAGCUGCUCAAAGACGCCAACCAGUGCAUCAAAGAGACUGCGUUCCACGGACACCGCGACUUCCGCUUUGAGCCUGCGCUAAUCGAGCCGGGCCAUGUUGUCCAGGAUGUCCACGCUGCUGUCGAACUUAUUUUCGAAAUGGAAAAAUUUCCGACAGGGGUUUAGUCACAUAAAAACACUGAAUACAAGAAGCUUGCGCUUCUUCUCAUUUGUCAUUUCAGGUAACUUUAUUUCAGUAAAUAUCUCAUAGACAGGCGAUAUGUCUGUAAAGCACAACCAGAUACUGGGGUAAAUUAGACACAUAUAGGAACGAUAAAGGCUUACAAGACAAUAACGUCACACUAGGACCAGACAAAAAUACAUGAAUUGGUCUUUUUUUUUUUUUUUUUUUUUUUGAAGUACUGUAUGUUACUGCAAACCUUUUUCCCCCCACAAUUCGCAGUAGCUUAACAAAAAAACAAGCAGAGACCAACUUGGUCAUUUCAGUUAUAAUGCUUAGGUCAGGUUUUAGAAUUUAUUUUAAAGGUAUUGCCUUUAUUUUAUUGUAUUGUAUUUUCUGUUUUAUUAUUUUCAUCUUUAACAAAUAUUUUAAUCCCAAUAAUAAUAAUCAUACAGUGGUACCUCAGCAUACAAAUUUAAUCAGUUGGAAAGAGUAAGGUUUUAAGGCGCAAUUUAUUAUUGUGAAACGCAUUUUCCAAAUGCAUGUAAAUGCAGGUAAUCCGUUCCUGCCACACACAAAAAAUUACCAAUACUACCAAUUUCAACCUUAACUUAUAAUACUUAACCUUAACUUAUAUUACCUCUUGUCACCGACUGCUUUAAAAAACGAAACUGCAGGUGGCUCCGUUUUUUCUUGCUUCAUAACAAUCUUGAGACCCAUGGUGCUAUGUCUUCACUAAAUCAAAAAAAUUAAAUGCAAAAAAAUCUCGCAAAAAAUAUGGAAACUUGCUGCACUUGGCUUUCCACUGAUGCAAACAAGUUUUGAACAGCUUCCAGACCUACUUGCAACCCAGGAGUUCGAGCGACUAGCUCGGUUGCUUGUGUGCCAAAAUUUUAGUUCCUCAGACGACAGUCGAGGUGCUCAUAUGCUAAGGUAACACUGUAAAUAUUAUUAUUAUA
Clarias gariepinus (North African catfish) is the source of this 2386-nucleotide messenger RNA. RefSeq lists its product as uncharacterized. Gene Ontology annotation, cellular component: mitochondrion. The coding region runs from base 131 to 1432 and encodes 433 amino acids. The transcript is spliced from 8 exons. Gene Ontology annotation, biological process: glycerophospholipid biosynthetic process. NCBI's taxonomy places the organism in Eukaryota, Metazoa, Chordata, Actinopteri, Siluriformes, Clariidae. The record is from RefSeq and is a predicted model, not a curated record.